This is a messenger RNA of Pleurotus ostreatus (oyster mushroom), 1269 nucleotides long. RefSeq lists its product as uncharacterized. The transcript is spliced from 2 exons. Bases 1 to 1269 code for a protein of 422 amino acids. Lineage: Eukaryota; Fungi; Basidiomycota; Agaricomycetes; Agaricales; Pleurotaceae. The record is from RefSeq and is a predicted model, not a curated record.
AUGGGCUGCGCCCCAUAUCCCGCUACUCGAUGUAGCGGCGGUACUUCGAUCGAGCCAUUUCGGAGGAGACGUCGUGUCCAGUUAUCGAAUCGAUUUCGGAAGAGGGACAGGCACGGUGUUGGCGGCGGCGAUAAGUCCGACGAGGACAGCAGUGACGACGAGGACAGUGGCGACAAGGACAGUGGCGACGAGGACAGCGACGAGGACAGCGGCAACGGACGUAAAUCCAAGAUCAAAUCGAAGACCACUACUUCCCAAACGUCGAAGCCUCCCCCUGUUCCCCCCCCUGCCGGUCCUCUCCCUCCGCCCGUAGCUCCGGCUCCCACUGCACCCUCUCUCUCUCCCUCGUCCACGCCACCCGCCACAUUGACUCCUACCCCACCUCCUGCUCCCUUACCAACACCCAUGGCGGCAACGUUAACGACACCGACAACUCCUACGGUGGCAAUAACGCCAACUCCACCGUCCUCUGGGUUUGUUCCGGGCGAACAAUCGAGUAGCACCACUUCACCAAGCGUUUUGAGCGUGCAGACCACUAUCAUUACAAGCAGCCAAUCGCAGGCCGUCAUCAUUACUUCUGAUAGCGGAAUACCCUACACAUCGAGCAUGACAAGUUCAGAACCCAGUAAACUAACUCCUACAAACAAUGUCGAACCCCAGCGGCGUAGAUCCGACCGACUGCCCAUUAUUCUUGGUUCUGUCUCUGGAGCGUUAGGCUUAUUCGUCGUCUGUUUGCUCGGUUGGUUGAUCUAUGCGAGGCGCAGAAGACGAAAGAGGCGAAGAUCACUCCAAGUGAAUUGGGAUCACUUCUACGAGUGGAAGAGCCGCUACUCGAGCGGGUCCAUCGUCAAGGUUGAGGAGCUGGAAGAAGAAACAUUGGAAGAGGGAAAGACUCCGCGCUGGCCUGAGCCUCAGGAAGGCCGGCCUAUCUCCGCACGAUUCUCUUCGCUGCGCCAUUCAAUACCCAGACGCUCUAGUAGGGAACCUAGCCCCAGGAGAAAAUCCGCAGUGUCGGCCGUGGGUAUCGAUGACGACACGAGCGCGACAAAGACCAACUUUGCGGUCACCGCACCAUCAGCCCCGCUUCCAGUGUACCACCCACUUGGUAGUCAGAACAUUCCAUCAGCCCAGGAACUAUCUGUGCCCCAAUACUAUCACUCGCAUCAACCCGCAUCGCCGCUCUUUGCACCUAAUACUUUUGAUGACAUCUUGCGCGGAGUCGUCUCCCAUAAUAUACAGGCCGUAUCCAAACAUCAGGAUCGACAGUAG